Aureobasidium pullulans EXF-150 is the source of this 1377-nucleotide messenger RNA. RefSeq lists its product as uncharacterized. Bases 391 to 1251 code for a protein of 286 amino acids. NCBI's taxonomy places the organism in Eukaryota, Fungi, Ascomycota, Dothideomycetes, Dothideales, Saccotheciaceae. The record is from RefSeq and is a predicted model, not a curated record. Gene Ontology annotation, molecular function: protein binding. The transcript has 3 exons.
AGAAGGUGCAUGUCACGCGCUUGCCGCAAAGGAAAGCCUGUGGUUUUUUCUCAAAACAUCGUCGACCCCGUAAACCAAGGACACUCACUCAACGUGCUUGUCGGCGUCCGACUGAAAAAGAUCGACAUUUCACCAAUGUUGAUCAAGACAUCGGUCACUAAUCAAAAGCGCUGAACAAUCCUCAUCUUACAAAAGAGAUCGUAUUUGCAAAGCUCAAAAGAAGCACGUUUUGGGCGUGCCAGCCGGACCCGUUCGUGCCUAGUAGAAAGACAAGCGCAGACACUCGAGGAAGGCAAUUCGACUAUUGAAAGCACAAUCGACGUUUCCUCUCCGUCAGAAACCCUGGCACAAGGACUACUUUCCAAAGCACGCGAGCAAGCACUUUCAACCAUGGCUGCCUUUGCGGAUCUGCCGACAGAAAUGCAAGAUGAAGUGUUCGGUUACCUUGCCGAUGAUCGAAAGUCACUAAACUCGUUCAUACGUGUCGACCGAACGUGGCACCAGCAUACCAUCAGCCUGCUAUGGCAACACUGCUCUGCAAAGGCUCUCUUCUCUAUCACGUCCGUAACCAGGCGUCAGUGGUAUGCCGACAAGAUACACAGGUUCAAAGUCACUGGAGAGCAUCAGGGCGUGGCUCUCAUGUUUGUGAGAUUCCCAAACCUGACACAACUCAUUCUCGGGAGUGGCUCAUUCGACGGUCAGAGCUAUGAGCCCAUCAAGAUUCGGCAUUUUUUGCCGUCGACUUUGCGCAGACUCGAAAUACAACCCGGUUACUUCUACACUUCAGACACGUUGGACUUGAUCAGCGUGUGUUGUCCUUCUCUACAAGACCUCCAUAUCCGAGCGCGUCCUUUUACUGUUGACGAAACCGAACAUCUCCUUGGCUUGAUUCCUGCUUUUCCGACCCUGCGACGUCUUGAGAUAGGCUGCGAUUUUAGUGACGUCUCAAGAACGGCUCUCGAACACCUUGGUCAGAUUCUACCAAUGCUCGAUACAUUCGUUAUCAAGGGUCAUCACAACCUUGACUCUUGGAGAGGCAUAACAGGAACUAUGUUCUCCAGCCUGAGAACUCUUGUCCUCGGGUAUGCAUACAUCUCGGGACACAGGUGGACCUACAGAUGGGAGGACUCGAUGGCAGAUGAGCAUCUGAGCAUCUUGCUUGGACUCGCACCAAGCCUGGAAAGGUAUCGCAUUGUCAAUGGUCAAUACAUGGAUCCAAAAGAGGUGAACAUAAUCAUCCCUCAAGUCUAGAGAUGUCUACUGCGGCCUACAACAUCGUUCAAGAUGAUGGACGGAGAAACGGGCGUCAGAAUAUUUUGCCAUUGAUGGUCUUUUGCUAAAAAAUGUGCAAUUCGUUCGUGCUUGACGGAAGAAGUC